Messenger RNA from Trichophyton benhamiae CBS 112371, 2889 nucleotides. RefSeq lists its product as uncharacterized. Bases 1 to 2889 code for a protein of 962 amino acids. NCBI's taxonomy places the organism in Eukaryota, Fungi, Ascomycota, Eurotiomycetes, Onygenales, Arthrodermataceae. Gene Ontology annotation, molecular function: fatty acid synthase activity. The transcript is spliced from 3 exons. The record is from RefSeq and is a predicted model, not a curated record. Gene Ontology annotation, biological process: secondary metabolite biosynthetic process; fatty acid biosynthetic process.
AUGGGCAAGAGGAAACAAGAAGAGAUAUGCACUCGUCAACAGCUUCGGAGCCCAUGGUGGCAAUACCUCUGUUCUACUCGAGGAAGCACCCCCUCGACAGUUGACACAGAUCUGGGAGACCUCUCAUACACGCUAUUCGCCCGUCGCAUGCACCACUCGAUGAGAAUUGCGGCCUGCGUGACAUCAGUGCCGCACGCGAUAAGCUGGUUGGAGUCGUCUCUCGAGGAAAUAGGGGAGAUUAAAUCCAUUUCAUCAACUAUCCCCCCUGUCGUGAUGAUGUUUACGGGUCAGGGAGCCUUUUACAAGUCAAUUGGGACCCAACUCUAUCGCGACAUGCCAUUCUAUCGAACUGAAGUCCAUCAACUGGAUUGUCUCGUCCAGCGACUGGGAUUCCCCUCUGUUGAGCCUUAUCUAUCUGGAUCAAGCCAACAUGAAGAGACCAACCCUUCAGCCAUCAUCACCCAACUCUCAAUCCUAGUAACCGAAAUUGCUCUCGGACGGCUUUGGAACUUGCUUGGCGUACACUCCAGCGCUGUCAUCGGCCAUAGCCUCGGUGAAUACGCUGCAUUUGUCAUGGCCGGGGUUCUAUCAACUGUGGACGCCAUCUUCCUCGUGGGUAUUCGAGCUUCACUCAUAGAAUCCAAGUGCAGCCCAAGUACCCAUGUCAUGCUCUCAGUACGAGCAAGCAUCAAGACUAUUGAGGAAACAUGUUCUGGUAUGGCUUACGAGCUUUCGUGCAUAAACGGCCCGCAGGAUGUAGUCAUCAGUGGGCAUAUUGAUCAUAUCGAGGGCAUCAAUAAGCGGCUACAACAGGAGAAUAUCAAGACUGUUGUACUUGAUAUUCCAUAUGCAUUCCACACGUCGCAGAUGGAUCCCAUUCUAGAUGAGUUUGAAGAGAAGGCACGACAUGUCACGUUCAAGCCCCCACAGCUCCCCGUCAUUUCACCGCUGCUUGGUGAAUGUGUUUUUGACGGUAAGACUAUCGGCGCCCAGUAUGUGCGUCGUGCAUCGCGCGAGCCAGUCAAGUUCGUCGAUGCCCUCGAUGCCGCCAGAGACCUUGGAGUCGCUGAUACCAAUGCUGUGUGGCUUGAAGUAGGGCCUCAUCCUAUUUGCAAUACUCUCGUUCGCAACUGGUCUCCAGGUACGGCCGUCUUUGCUUCUAUCCGAAGGAAGGAGGAUAACUGGACCACUAUGGGGGCCACCAUAGCUGCCUUAUAUCGACUAGGCGUGCGUAUCUCUCCCAAUGAGUGGUUCAAGCCGUUUGAAAAGACACACCAAAUGCUUCUUCUACCUUCCUACCGAUGGAAUGAAAAAAACUAUUGGAUUCCGUAUGUUGGCACUUGGACGCUAGACAAGGCGUAUCCCAAGAUACAGUCGCCUCAGGGUAAAGAAAGACCACUAAACUUGUCAUCAACGUUUCAAACGUCAUCCAUCCAAAAUAUUCUCCUGGACAAGGUGUAUACGGAGGAAGCCAAGGCUGAGGUCGAGACUCUUUCAGAUCUGAAGCAUCCUUCACUCUUCCCAUCCGUUGAAGGACACAAUAUGAACGGGUUUGGCGUUGCAACUAGUUCCAUUUGGGCCGACAUGGCAUUGACAGUUGGCGAAUACAUUUACAAGCGGCUUGUUCCUGACCACGACGGUGAGGUUGCCAUGAACAUUGUUGACAUGGAGGUACUCCAUGCCCAGGUCGUCUCAACAGACAAGUCAACACCACACCUCAUUCGAGUCAGGGCGGAAUGUCAGCUAGCCGACCCGACGACGACGACGGUGACUUGGCACCAUGUUGAGGCUAACGACACAGGCGCAGAUGCUCCGUUCGCAAGCUGUACCGUCCUCUAUGAAGAUCCUAAAACCUGGCAGCGGGAAUGGAGUCACGUCACGCAUCUUGUACAGUCACGUAUCGAUGAGCUGGACCGUCUUGCAGCAACCGGCGAAGGCGGGGCCAACCGUCUAAGUCGCAACAUGGCGUACAAGCUGUUCCGCAAUGUUGUUGACUACUCCGAGACCUACCGUGGUAUGCAGUCUGUCGUGAUGCAAGACUUUGAAGCUGUUGCCGAUGUGUCGCUCGGCGAUGCCUCCAGGAUUACAAAGGGCGGCAUCUGGCACUCGCCGCCACAUUGCAUCGACAGCAUCUUUCACGUCGGUGGCUUAGUACUCAACGGCAGUGACGCCUCAAACACACGGGAUUUCUUCUAUGUCACCCCCGGAUGGGGCAGUUGCCGGAUGUUGCGACGGUUCCGGGCUGGCGACAAGUUCCGCAGCUACGUUCGCAUGAGCCCUAUGGCCAGUGAGUGUGGCGGUAAAGAUGAGAACAACGCCUCGAAAAACAUGUUUGCCGGCGAUGUGUACGUUUUGCAGGAUGGGGAGGUAGUGGCCAUGUUGCGCACAAUGAAGUUCCGCCGCGUACCACGGACCCUAAUGGAUCGUUUCUUCAGUCUGUCUGCAGGCACAUCUGGAGCACCUACACAUGCUGGCAAGACUAUAACAACGACUGCAAUGGUCAAGCCCGAAUCGGCGGUUACUCAAGCCUCCAAGGGUGAUUCUUCAGUUGCAAAGCCCUUUGCUUCCGGGGCUCAGCCUAUGAAAGAGAUAACAAUCGCAGCACCAGCGGCGGAGGCGGCACCCGUGGUAUCCAAGAGCAGCCCUAGCGAUCCUGUCUCUGAAGGUAUUGUUUGCUCCUGCAUGAAACUCAUCAGCCGUGAGACUGGUCUCACUACAGACCAGCUCCAGGACGACGCCACGUUUGUGGAGCUAGGGGUCGACUCGCUCAUGUCGCUGGUGCUAUCCGAGAAGCUACGCGACGAGUUAUCGCUCGACAUAAAGAGUUCCUUAUUCCUAGAAUGUUCUGAUAUUAAGGCCCUCAAGGAAUGGCUGCUGGAGUACUACUGA